CGACUUACUCCACUCACUUACUCAACACAAAUAAACUCAACAAUGGCCGCUAACAGUAUCGACCAGUCACCCUUCUUCCAAGGGAAGAGAUCUCGAGCGGAAAUUGUCGUGAAAGAUCCUCCAAAGUUCGAUCUCGAGUCUUACGUUUCCAACUAUGAUGGAAGAACUCGCAUCCAUCGUCUUCAUCACAUAGGUUCCUGCUCACCAUUCCUCGCCCUCGAAGCGUACCGUACUGCGAUCACCGAAGCAAAGAAGGGAAAGAACAUUAAGCUGUACCUUUCCUUGGUAGAAGAUUUUGCGAAGAUCUCUCCCAGCGACCCUUUGGCAGUCACUGAUUCGGCAUGGGUGGACAAGAAGAAACGAGACGUGAAGGAAGAGCAAGACAAACUGGAGCAUGAGUUGAAAGCCUAUAAGAACAACUUGAUAAAGGAGAGCAUAAGGAUGGGCCACGAGGAUCUCGGCCACUUCUUCUACGCAACGGGAAACUUUGCGGACGCCCAAAAGGCAUACAUGAGGAUGCGCGAGCACUGCACAUCAAGCAAACAUAUUGCCGACAUGGGCUUACGAGUGACGCUCGCCACUAUUGCUCAGCAAUCCUGGCUUCAGGUACAUUCUGGACUCGUUAAGAUUGAUGCUUCCCAGUUAAAGGGAGAAGAUAAAGCCAAGCUAGAACCCAUUGUCAGCGCAGUGACGGGCCUCGCUCACAUGGCAUUGGGUAGCUUUCGCGAUGCUGCUACCAGCUUCAUCCAUACAUCGCCAGCAUAUUUGAAUGUGGAGCCCGCGGCAGGCAUCGCCUGGCAAAGAGAAGCCUUGUCCGGUAAUGAUGUGGCAGUCUACGGAGGUCUCUGUGCACUUGCUUCGAUGGACCGUGUCGAGUUACAGCAGAUGGUUUUAUCAAACACCGACUUCCGCAACUUCCUCGAAUUGGAACCACAUAUACGCCGCGCCAUCACACUCUUCUGUAACUCGAAGUACAGUGCCUGCUUGGAGGUUCUUGAAAGUUACCGCAACGACUAUCUCUUGGAUGUUUAUCUUUCCAGCCGGGUAUCAGAGAUUUACAACAACAUUCGGACGAAGAGCAUAGUCCAAUACUUCAUCCCCUUCAGCUGUGUCACUUUGGAUGAGAUGGCAGAUAAGUUUCAGCCUACUGGAGACUACGCCAGCAUAGAAACCGAACUCGAAGACAUGAUCAAUGCUGGCGUCCUGGAUGCACGUAUCGACCUCGUUGAUCGCUUACUCAUCUGUCCGUCGACAGAUCCUCGUUUCGAAGUCCAUUCCAACGCCCUCGAGAUGGCAGAGAGUUACGAUCAGACUCUACGCUUACGGUUGUCUCGUAUCAACAUGUUGAGUGCUGGCUUUGCCGUUCCUGCGGAGAAAGGAUCCAAGAUGGAUGCUUUUAUGGGAGGUGGCAUGGGCGAUGGCGGCGUUCUCAGGAACCUUGGGUCGAAACUUGGUCUCUCGUAGACAUUUACGUUUUAUGACAUCUUUGGCGGCAUUUGCAGGCGUUUCAUGCAAAGUCAGGCUGGCGUGUAUACAUUUUUCCUCAGGGCGCUCGAUGGUGGACGUGCAAUUCACCGUCCUACAAAGCCAUGCAUCCGUAGUAUAUGAGCAUAGGAAAAGGCCUAAUCACAUUUCUUCUAAGGCUACUUUGCAUCUUGUGAUAUCUUGAUACAUUAUCUAUUAUAUUGCCCUGUUCUAUUUCCAGCAUGUCUCCUCUCAUAGUUCAUACGGCAAAGUCAGAAUGAUUUACAGAUACUUGUAAUUUAUAAAUAAUCAAUAGCAAUAGACACGAACACGUUGACGGGAU
Molecule: messenger RNA, 1807 nt
Organism: Aaosphaeria arxii CBS 175.79
Lineage: Eukaryota; Fungi; Ascomycota; Dothideomycetes; Pleosporales
Product: PCI-domain-containing protein
Exons: 4
Coding region: 43-1464 (473 amino acids)
Cellular component (GO): COP9 signalosome
Source: RefSeq, a predicted model, not a curated record